AUGCUCCCAGAAAAGGGUGACAAUAUCUCUGUCUACCAGCAACUGGUAAUUGAUAGAUCUCUCGCAUUGAGCGAUUUUUUCGAGAUGAAGAGGCCACUCCUACUAUCUCAGUCAGAAGAUGUGAGGGAUACGGCGUUUUCUGAGUUAGUGGAUCUUAUCUGUUCGUUCCCGGACGACUUUCUUUCUGAAGAACAAGUGGGUGUUCUAUUGGAUUUCCUUCUCGGGAGACUGGAGUCAUCUGCAGCAUCCUACGCCGUUCAAGGCAUUCAUCACUUAGUUGUUAGGAACAAGAACCUUCCUACGAAUUUCGAAACCUCGCUGGUGCAUGUCAUGUUCAGGUGA
Molecule: messenger RNA, 342 nt
Organism: Haemonchus placei
Lineage: Eukaryota; Metazoa; Nematoda; Chromadorea; Rhabditida; Trichostrongylidae
Source: the annotation of a GenBank genome assembly